Acanthamoeba castellanii str. Neff is the source of this 2127-nucleotide messenger RNA. Its product is annotated as leucine rich repeat domain containing protein. Lineage: Eukaryota; Discosea; Longamoebia; Acanthamoebidae. Bases 1 to 2127 code for a protein of 708 amino acids. The transcript has 15 exons. Gene Ontology annotation, molecular function: protein binding. The record is from RefSeq and is a predicted model, not a curated record.
AUGACGCUUGUGGUGAAUGGAUAUAGCGACCCGUACUGCGUGUUGCAGGCCGGGCAACAGAAGCACGUCACCAAAAUCAAGAAGAAGACCCUCAACCCCUUGUGGAAUGAGUCGUUCCUCUUUGAUGUCAGAACCGUAGACAAGCUCGUGGUGCAGGUCUGGGACAAAGACGCCCUUGCCAAGGGAGUUCACGUCUUCUGCAAGCGCGUCUCAUGCAUGACCACCACCACCCAGGACGAUUUCUUAGGGCAGUGCGUGGUCGAGCUGGGAGGUCUCAUGCUUGACGGCUCCGACAGCUGGUUCCCGCUUCGCAACCGGGACGGGUCCAGCGCGGGGGCCAAGGGGGAGCUCCUCCUCCAGUUUUCCGUGGAGGGCCAGGCUCAGCCGGUGCGAACACGCAGCACCGCAGAUGCACCCAAGCACGCCUCCUCUUCGUCGGGACCGGCAGCGCUGCCCAAAAGACACGCCUGUGUGGCUUUGCUCGCGCGGAAUCCGGCCCGCAAGCUGCAGCUCAUCAGAAAUGCGGCGUACGAAUAUAUGUUGUACUAUACUACGCAGGAGGCCUACGUCACAGGAGACAAGAUGUCGUCGUCGCUGUUGAAGGACAUCAAAAAGCGGGUGGAGCUGUUCGUGGCCGGCCAGGCCACCUCCGACACUCCCUUCGUGGGACCUCCUGACGGACCCGCUGCUACGCUGAGUCUGAGCGGGGUGGGGCUUACCUACGUACCCCACACGGUGGGCGCCGUCACUCAACUACAGGUGCCGCUGCUGCUGCUGCUGCGCCGCUGGCGCGGCCUUAAUCUGGGGUUCAACAAGCUGAAGAGCUUCCCGCAGCUGACGCCCCUGGUGUGCCUGGAGGUGCUGCACAUGGAAGGCAACCAAAUGACUUCCCUCUCGGCUUCUGUGGGCAGGCUGACGCGGUUGCGGGAGUUGCAUUUGAACGGGAAUCAGCUGGUGGCUCUGCCGGACACCAUCGCCAAGCUGGGGGCGCUCGAGAAGCUGAGCGUGGCCAACAAUCGCUUGACCACGCUGCCGCCCCAGAUCGGAUGCCUGAGCCGACUCGAGGAGCUGAACCUCAACGGAAACCCGCUCGUGCAAGGCCUGCCUCCCGAGGUCGGAGCGUGCAGUGCGCUCGAAGUGAUGGACCUCUCGGCCUGCCAGCUCACCGUCCUCCCCGACGACUUCACCCUGCUCACGCGACUCAUGGAGCUCAACCUGGCCUCCAACCGCCUGGCCCAGCUGCCCCAGGCCGUGGGCCGCAUGACCAGGCUCGUGCGCCUCGACCUCUCCGACAACCGCCUCUCCGACCUCCCCCUCUCCGCCGGCCACCUCACCGGCCUCCAGACCCUCAUGGUCCAGGGCAACCCGAUCCGCAACCAACGCCUCCUCGAAAAGUUCUCCAUCGGGUCCGACCACCUCGUCGACUACCUCGAACGACGCAUGAUGGAGUACUUGGCCGACCACCCCAGCGUGGAUCUGCAGGAACUCGACGCUCUCCGGGUUAAGACCUCGGCCCAGGUUCAAAUGCGUUCUGGUGGAGUUGCUGCGUCCGCCGCUGGGGGAGGGCAACGCGGUCUGGUGCACCAGGGCCAGGGCAAUUCGCCCCAACCGGGCAGCGCGUCGGACAUGCCACAGAGCAGCAUGUCGCUGGAGCAGAAGCUGGGGCUCGUGCGCAAGGAGGGACUCACGCUCAUGACUGAGCUCCAGAGCAAGCUCGCCACCAUGAAGAGGAGCGUGGCCGCCACACAGAGCCUGGACCAGGCUCUGGGUCUGGCCCAAUACCUUCGCAACAUGAAACCGGCACGCCCCCCUCCCCCCAAAACAGCGCUGCAAUGGCCGAAUGAGAAAGCUGAAGCCUCCUCGUGGGGGACCCUCUCCGAUGGGUGGGGGGUGGAUCAGCUGAAGACGCUUCUCCCACCACUGGCCAAGCCAGCGCCGCCUCUCAUCCAAAAGACCGACGACAAACUGACUGCUGUGAAGAAGACCGUCAACGUAGCCCUCUUCGACCUCGAAAAAACGCUCGCCACGGCCCACAACAUCCUGGCCAGCGCACAGGAUCCACGAGUUGUGGUGCAGCUCGUCAAAAUCGCCAAGGCUCUCGUUGCGGUGGUGGCGUCCAUCGCCUAG